Nicotiana attenuata is the source of this 465-nucleotide messenger RNA. RefSeq lists its product as uncharacterized. The record is from RefSeq and is a predicted model, not a curated record. Lineage: Eukaryota; Viridiplantae; Streptophyta; Magnoliopsida; Solanales; Solanaceae. The transcript is spliced from 3 exons. Bases 1 to 465 code for a protein of 154 amino acids.
AUGACGGUACAUUACGGUACCAAGGGUGGCUAUGUGUUCCAAAUAUGGAUGGUCUUCGAGAAAGAAUCAUGGCAGAAGCUCACACUUCUAGAUAUUUUGUGCACCCAGAGUCGUCAGAAAUCCUAUUCGGAUGUUCGUCGCGGAGACUUGGAAUUCAAGGAAGGCGAUUGGGUAUUCUUGAAGGUAACCCCCCAUGAAGGGGAUAAUGCGGUUUCGAAAGAAAGGGAAAUUGAGUCCGAGGUAGUUGGAGACCCGUCCGCUAUUGUGCCGGUUGAGACCAUUGAGGUUAGUGAAGAAUUGUCCUAUGAAGAGAUCCCGAUUGCUAUUCUUGAUAGACAGGUCCAAAAGUUGAGAAAUAAAGAAAUUGCAUCCGUAAAUGUAUUAUGGCGAAACCAGCAAGUAGAAGAAUCUACUUGGGAAGCCGAGACUGAAAUGAGAAAGAAGUACCCUCAUUUGUUUGAAUAG